AUGGAUACUGUCAUCGAGACAAUUCUGGUGCCACCAUCCAGUCAACCACUGAGCGGCAUGGCUCUGCUGCAGGUGAUCUCCGCAAUUCUCGUGACCAGUGCCUAUGUUGCGCUCUGCCUGGAGGAUCCCGUAGAGGCUAUCUACUAUGCUGAACAGCUCCUCUCCGUUGGCCCUCCGUCCCCACGACCUGCCACCGGCACUACAGACAACGCCUUCAUCUGGAUCGGUCUCGUCGCUCCGCCUGCUCACCGCUACCUCGCAAAGAUGUACCUAGCAGAGGCGCGAAUCGCCAUUGAUCAAGUCGCAGAGGCCAGUAUGAGCCUGCUCUCCAAGGACUGUGUCACCUCGGUGGAGCGUACCCCCCCCCUCCCUGUGCACACUUUACGGUCCUACGCUUUCCUCCAACGCGAAUGUGCCUGCCUCUCGCCUGCCUUUCUUCUGCCCCAGACACACUCACUUUGCGGUCUCCGUACCGAUGCAUCGGCAAGCUCUUCUACGAGCACGGGAGCAAAGAACUCCAACAGCGACCUGCAGCGCCUUAUUCAACUACACAAGGAACAAUGCGAAGUCGAGCCUAUUCUCUGUCAGUCUAUUAACCCCAAGAGUCCCGAUUUUCCCUCUUUUGUGGAUCAGGCUAUUGGAGUGCUGUUGUACAAUAUGGCAGUGUGUUUUGCAGUGCGAGGCGAUCUCCCUAGAGUGCGGCAUCUACUGGAAAACGCUGCGCCCUCCCUCCUUGUUAACUUUCUUGACCCUAGCUCUCGAGCACCGGUUCGUCAUGGGAGUGAGGAACAUCAGCGUCUGCUCUACCCAACUGAUGCAACGAUGAGUGGUAUAUCGCGUCUACUAAACACGCACCACUUGCCUAGACAGUUUCUCCUGCUGUGGUUGUACCUAGAAAUGCGGGAGGAUAGGGCCUCGUCAGCAGUGCACUUUUUAAGAACACACAUCGGUGACGUCGCGUUUGACAGCCACCUCACUGAUAUUUCGGCGAGGGAGCUGAGUGUUUGUGAGCGAGGAGCGGGUGGGGAUAGCGUUUCGAUCAUGACGUUUGAUGGUGGUGGUGGAAUGGAGCGUCCGGAGAUACCUACGGAGUCGUUGACGCGUCAUAUGUCAAUGGUGGCGCCGUUGAAGCCUACCUCGUCAUCUCGUUCAACGCCUUUGCAGAUUCACGAUCCACCACCACCGUCGUUGUCCAAGUCUUCAACGGCUCCGUGUUGGACAGAUGCGGAUUGGCCGCCGUUGCAGGAGUGGUAG
Echinococcus granulosus is the source of this 1254-nucleotide messenger RNA. RefSeq lists its product as hypothetical. Gene Ontology annotation, cellular component: CCR4-NOT complex. The transcript has 3 exons. Lineage: Eukaryota; Metazoa; Platyhelminthes; Cestoda; Cyclophyllidea; Taeniidae. The coding region runs from base 1 to 1254 and encodes 417 amino acids. The record is from RefSeq and is a predicted model, not a curated record. Gene Ontology annotation, biological process: negative regulation of translation; mRNA catabolic process.